GGGGUUGUACAAGAGGCUACAAAUAACUUUGAUGAGAGUUGGGUUAUUGGAAUCGGUGGUUUUGGGAAGGUAUACAAGGGAGUCUUAAAUGAUGGAACUAAAGUGGCUGUCAAGAGGGGAAAUCCACGGUCUCGACAGGGACUUGCAGAGUUCAGGACUGAAAUUGAGAUGCUAUCUCAAUUCCGUCACCGCCAUCUUGUCUCAUUGAUUGGGUAUUGUGAUGACAAGAGUGAGAUGAUUCUGAUAUAUGAAUAUAUGGAGAACGGAACCCUGAAGAGUCAUCUCUAUGGCUCAGGUCACCCCAGCUUAAGUUGGAAGCAAAGGCUUGAAGUAUGCAUUGGAUCAGCUAGAGGACUUCACUACCUUCACACUGGCUAUGCAAAAGCAAUUAUUCAUCGUGACGUGAAAUCUGCAAAUAUCUUGCUUGAUGAAAACCUCAUGGCCAAGGUUGCUGAUUUUGGGAUUUCCAAGAUGGGGCCUGAAAUCGAUCAAACACAUGUCAGUACAGCAGUGAAAGGGAGUUUUGGAUACCUUGAUCCUGAAUAUUUUAGAAGGCAACAACUGACAGAGAAAUCAGAUGUGUAUUCAUUUGGGGUGGUUUUGUUUGAGGUCCUUUGUGCAAGACCUGUUCUAGAUCCGUCCCUUCCAAUGGAAAUGAACUUGGCUUUAUGGGCAAUGGAAUGGCAGAAGAAGCGGCAGUUGGAGCAAAUAAUAGAUUCUACCCUUGCAGGAAAAAUCAGACCAGAUUCUCUCCGGAAAUUUGGAGAAACCGCCGAGAAAUGCUUGGCUGACUAUGGUGUUGACAGGCCCUCCAUGGGAGAUGUGUUGUGGAAUCUAGAGUAUGCCCUUCAACUUCAAGAGGCAGAAAUUCCAGGUGAUGCUGAAGAAAAUAGUACCAAUAUGAUUGUCGAGCUAUCCCCGCAAGUCAACAACUUCAAUAAUGUAUUGGCUCGAGUUUGUGAAUUUGACGAGAUCAUAGACAUUUAUUUGUCCUAAGUGGGAACGUAUUGACUGUACAUGUAAGUGACAUCACUAUUUAGAUCUUGGCUUAUUUAUAUAGAUGACCCAUGUGCUUUCAAA
Messenger RNA from Prunus avium (sweet cherry), 1080 nucleotides. RefSeq names its product receptor-like protein kinase HERK 1. The record is from RefSeq and is a predicted model, not a curated record. Gene Ontology annotation, molecular function: protein kinase activity; ATP binding. Lineage: Eukaryota; Viridiplantae; Streptophyta; Magnoliopsida; Rosales; Rosaceae. Gene Ontology annotation, biological process: protein phosphorylation.